AAGUCUGGCAGCUUAAUUCUCAAGUCUGACAGCUUAAUUCUCAAGUCUGGCUGCUUAAUUCUCAAGUCUAGCUGCUUAAUUCUGCUUCAUGUCGACAAGCAGGGUCAGGGGCAAGGUCAGGGUCAAGGCCAGGGCCAGCAGGGUCAAUCCCAGGGCCAACAUGGUCAAGGUCAAGGUUUCCGUGAUAUGCACCAGAAAGUAGAGCACAUAAGGAGCGGCGACACCAUUGCUACACAUCCCGGUGUAGCUCAAUGGUUCUACAACAAUAGAAACCAAACUCUUGUCAUCGUUGCCGUCAUGGAUUUAGCUAGCCACCAGAACCAGCUUGACCGCAACCCAAGGAAUGCAAUGGUUCUUCCACAGUGGAAUGCAAACGCAAACGCGGUUCUCUACGUGACAGACGGGGAAGCCCAAAUACAGGUGGUUAACGACAACGGUGACAGAGUGUUCGAUGGACAAGUCUCUCAAAGGGCAGCUACUUUCCAUUCCACAAGGAUUCUCCGUUGUGAAACGCGCAACAAGCGAUCAGUUCAGGUGGAUAGAAUUCAAGACAAACGCAAACGCGCAGAUCAACACUCUUGCUGGACGUACCUCAGUAAUGAGAGGUUUACCAUUAGAGGUUAUAGCCAAUGGGUACCAAAUCUCACUUGAAGAAGCAAGAAGGGUUAAGUUCAACACAAUAGAGACCACUUUGACCCACAGUAGUGGCCCAGCGAGUUACGGAAGGCCAAGGAAGGCUGAUGCUUGAGUGCUUAAAUGGCUGCGUUUAACAGUGAGCCUCUACUGUAAAAGGAAGCUACAUAGGAGUAAUAAUAAUAAUGUACGAAAAUGUGACUGGUUUUGU
This is a messenger RNA of Brassica napus (rape), 844 nucleotides long. Its product is annotated as cruciferin-like. The transcript is spliced from 2 exons. Bases 187 to 651 code for a protein of 154 amino acids. The record is from RefSeq and is a predicted model, not a curated record. Lineage: Eukaryota; Viridiplantae; Streptophyta; Magnoliopsida; Brassicales; Brassicaceae.